Molecule: messenger RNA, 1095 nt
Organism: Colletotrichum higginsianum IMI 349063
Lineage: Eukaryota; Fungi; Ascomycota; Sordariomycetes; Glomerellales; Glomerellaceae
Product: Phosphorylcholine phosphatase
Exons: 1
Coding region: 1-1095 (364 amino acids)
Source: RefSeq, a predicted model, not a curated record
AUGAAGACCUCCAUGAACCCCGUUGUCGCCUCGCUCGGGCUGGCCAUCGCCCGCGCCGUCACGGACGCCGCCCCGUCGACGUACGCCUCCAACCACACCGCCGGCCCCGAGCUGAAGCACUGGCCGGCCGAGGCGGCCAAGGCGCUCAACACCAUGAUCGCGACCAACGCCAACCAGAGCAACUACGCCGUCUUCGACAUGGACAACACCAGCUACCGCUUCGACCUCGAGGAGUCGCUGCUGCCGUACCUCGAGAGCAAGAACGUCCUCACCCGCGACACCAUGGACCCGACCCUCAAGCUCAUCCCCUUCAAGGACACGGCCAACCACACCGAGUCGCUGUACAGCUACUACCUGCGCCUGUGCGAGGUCGACGACAUGCUCUGCUACCCGUGGGCCGCCCAGAUCUUCAGCGGCUUCCCGCUGAGCGAGCUCAAGGGCUACGUCGACGAGCUCAUGGCCCUCAACCACACCGUCAGCACCACCUACUACGAGGACGACGUCGUCACCCCCUACGAGGUCACCCCUCCCAAGAUCUUCACCGGCCAGGUCGAGCUCUACAACAAGCUCAUGGCCAACGGCAUCGAGGUCUACGUCAUCACCGCCGCCUCCGAGGAGCUCGUCCGCAUGGUCGCCUCCGACCCCAAGUACGGCUACAACGUCAAGCCCGAGAACGUCAUCGGCGUCACCCUCGUCCUCAAGAACCUGACCUCGGGCGAGCUCACCACGACGCGCAAGCAGGUCGAGGAGGGCCACUACGACCAGGAGGCCAACCUCGGCCUCGUCAUGACGCCCUACCUGUGGACGCCCGCCACCUGGAUGCAGGGCAAGUGGGCCGCCAUCCUGACCUACAUCGACGAGUGGAAGAAGCCCGUCCUGGCCGGCGGCGACACCCCGGACAGCGACGGCCCCAUGAUCUUCCACGGCGUCGACGUCGCCAAGGGCGGCGUCCACCUCUGGAUCAACCGCAAGGAGAGCUCCAUGGAGCAGAUGAACGAGAUGAUCGAGGACAACGCCGCCGCCCAGGAGAAGCUGGGCCUGCCCGUCACGGCCGACAAGAACUGGGUCAUCGUCACGCCUCAGGAGAUUCAGUGA